AACGGCUUGAAAUCAUUGAUGGAAGAAUCGAGGCCAUUGAGCGAACAACAGUUGAAGCCACUUCAGAUUCCAUAGAUCUUCAGGCAGUGAAGAAUUGGCAAACGGGCAUACUAAGAUGCAUUCAGAUCUGCGACCAGUCAUUUGAACACGUUCACCAAGUUGAUUCUGGAUCACGUGGCCGAGUCAACCCAUCAGGAGACUUCGACACGGCAAGCCAUCUCGAUACGAUCGUCAAUCAAUCGUUACAAGACUCUCGGAAUAGACUCAAUUUACGUAUUACGAAGGUUGAGAGACACCUCAAAGAUAUCGCGGAUCGAAUGGCAGAGACUUCGAGAUCCAUGCAAACAGCAGACGAUGUUAGCCUACACCGUACAGAGCUCCAAGAGGAACUGGGAAACACCAGCCGCUGCAUAGACAUUUGCUUGCAGGCCCAACGAGAAAUAGACGACAGGGUUGGAAAAUCUAGCCGAGCUGCUAGCCCUCAAAAUCUCGCCCAUGAUGUGCAAGAGCGGGAGCGUGCUGCUGAGAUGGCCACGCCAGAUACUCCCGAAAUCCUCCUUAGAAACAUCAGCCGACAACUACUGUCUCUCCAAAAUAGGAUCUCUUCAACGAUCUUCGAAAGUCACCGAGUACCAAGUGUCACAGAUAACACACUGGCGACUCAACAGGUAAUACUAUCGACCAAGGAUCACUUCGAUUCCGUGGGAAUUGCUGCUGGCCAUGGAUCACGGGCCAUCCUCGGAUUAAUGUCUGAUGAGACUAUGCGACAAUUACUCUCCUGGAGGUCAGAAUAUGAACGAAAGCAUAUCCCUGGAGGAAGCGGACCAAAAGACGCUCCAUUUCAGAACUGGAAGCGCGAAUUACUUGAUAUUCACCAAGAAUUGGAAUUUGCUUUCCAUUCUAUCAAUGAGAACAAAGCACCGACCGACUCAGGAUAUGCUAGUGUGGGGACUUCAACACCAUCUAUUGAUACGAGCGAAGAGUCUGCAAGCCACAAUGACAGUUCACGUUCACCGGACUUCGUACAAGCAGAUUUGCGACGUGACGAUUUCCGCCCCGCCUUGAAAGCGCAUAUUGGACGAGUAAUUCCAUGCAACGAAGAUAUCGGCUCACAGAAGGCUUGUUCAAAGAUAGCCGAACUCGUUGUUGCAGAAAAGCAUCUGGAGUCUCUCCUACUGGAGUCUGAUAUACUUAUUUCAAUAGUCCGCCAAACGAUCCCGAAUCGCAACAUGUCGGAAUUUCUGGAAGAUUUCCGCGAACUGUUAAAGUACUAUCACAUUGACCUUCGCCAGGAAGCUCGAACAAAUCUACAGAACGCGACCGCUAUGCUGUUGCGUAGCCACUGGUACAGGGCGAGAAUCGCGAGGCGAAUCUUUCACAAAAUCACGAACCAGGAGCCUUUGGACUCUAAUGAGGAAGAUGAAAACCCGCGCUAUGCAAGCGAUCCGUCAUUAUACGAUUUGAAUGAUUGGCUUGCUAACAACCAAGGAUUCAACGAUCCGAACAACGGUUGUCGAACUCCUCCGGAGAUUGAUGAGAGUCAAUUCUCCACAGAUGAAGACACAUCUGAUAUCGACAGCGAGCUUCACGAAGCAGUUAAAGACCUAAAAUAUAUCAAGAGUAUGGAGGAUUUCGUCUUUCGGAGCAAAUCAUUUCGCAAACUGCUCGAACGCGUACAAAUGCUAACCAUUUCGCCUGUCUAUCACGAU
Molecule: messenger RNA, 1709 nt
Organism: Cyphellophora europaea CBS 101466
Lineage: Eukaryota; Fungi; Ascomycota; Eurotiomycetes; Chaetothyriales; Cyphellophoraceae
Exons: 1
Source: RefSeq, a predicted model, not a curated record